AUGACAUUAGCGUCGCGACACUUAGUCUACAAUUGGCAGCCAAACCACAUCAUUUGCCCCCAACUGGCCCUCAACUCUGUCAUGGCCAUCCGAGUCGGCGGCUACACUGACAUAGGCAGAAAGCUUGAAAACCAGGAUACAUUCAACAUGUACAGAAUCAAAGCUGGUGACGUCUACGUCGGAGUUCUGGACGGACACGGAAGCAAUGGGAAAUCAAUUGCGCGCAGAGCCAAAGAGCUGCUGCUGCAAAACCUUAAAGAUUCGACAGACUAUCCAGCCAACAAGGCGGCUGCAUUAAGGUCUGCGUGUAUACGCACGCAUAAGGCUAUUGCUGAAGGGAGCAUCGACUGCACACUGAGCGGCACGACCGCAACAGUGGCUCUGAUUAGUAGAUCGCAUAGACUCAACUUGGCGUGGCUUGGAGACUCUAGAGCGGUUGUUGGACGGUUGGACAGUAAAGGGAGAGUUUCGUGCGUUGCAUUGACGUCGGAUCAUAACUGUGAUGAUCCCAAGGAAGCGGAGAGGAUCAGAAGGAUGGGUGGCAAGGUUGAGCCUUAUCUGUCAAGUGGACGGUAUGUUGGACCCAACAGGCUCUGGAAUCGCGGGAGGAUGCAGAGAGUUCCUGGACUAUGUGUCUCUCGAUCAAUUGGAGACACCGUGGCUCAUACCAUCGGCUGCAGUGCUGAUCCCCAGCUUCUAGACCUCACAUUAACAGACAAAGAUAAAUUUCUCAUCAUUGCCAGUGAUGGAGUCUGGGACGGCCUGAGUAAUCAGGAAGCCGUUAAUAUUGUCAGUCACUACAAAGACCCGACGCCAGCUGCCAAGGCAUUAGUAAAAGCCGCAAUAGCAGGAAUGGAGCUGAAACACAUGGACGACAAUGCAACAGCCGUUAUCGUCUACUUCAAGUAGACAAUCAAACCAUUGACUUCAACGACU
Messenger RNA from Corticium candelabrum, 936 nucleotides. RefSeq lists its product as uncharacterized. The record is from RefSeq and is a predicted model, not a curated record. The coding region runs from base 1 to 909 and encodes 302 amino acids. Gene Ontology annotation, biological process: peptidyl-threonine dephosphorylation. Lineage: Eukaryota; Metazoa; Porifera; Homoscleromorpha; Homosclerophorida; Plakinidae. The transcript is spliced from 5 exons. Gene Ontology annotation, molecular function: protein serine/threonine phosphatase activity.